CCACGUGCCUUCUCCACCGGGGGCAUGGGUACCCGUGACGCUGUCCCCCCAGCCAAGGUUCUGGCUCCGGUGGCCGUGAACUGUGGGAGCAUCCCUUGGACCAGUGCUGGGCCCCGCACACUCCCGGGGGGAAGCAGUGACUCCAGCCCAAAGACUUUUGGAAAAGCCUCCCUCCAGCCAGUGCUGAGCGUCCUGUUAGAGAAGCCGUCGCAGCUCUUGAGUGGACGUGGGGACCCCGGCAGCCUCAAGCUGGAGGCUUCCCUGGAGGGCUGGCAGGCCAGGAAUGGCCAUCCCAGGAAGCUCGGGGCCCUGUCACUGGGCCCCCAGCCCCUGGUGCCACUUCCCGCGCUGGAGUCGGAGGCGAACCGUGUGGCCCGGGACGCCACUCAGAUUAAGGACACGCUCAAGACAAGGAGACUCGUGGAGGGCUUGGCAGCAUCUCCCCGAGCCUCUCUGGAUCCUGGGGGAGCCCCCAAAGGAAUUCCCCUGAGGACCGCCGUCCCCCGGGCCGCCUCUCAGAGGCUGCUGAGGGUGCCCAGGCCGAUGCCUCCUGUCCAGAGCAACCCCACCACCCCGGAGGCCGGCGGAGCCAAGGACAAAGGCCUGCACCCACCCAGGAGCCAUCAGGGACCCCAGGAGCUGAGACCCCGUGCCCAGGAGGUGCAGGUCUCCCAGCAGUACCCGCACUGCAGUGACGAGAAGACGCACAAGUCCCAGGGGGGCAUUGUGAUCCCGCCCAUCCCAAAGGACAGGGUGCCCGCCGGGACCUCCUCCUGCACGCCUGGCUCCCUGCCCAGCCUCUUGCCUCCAGGCCAGGACGUCCUCACGGGCCUGAGGCCUGCCACCACACGAUUGGUUCGGGAGAGUGGGCCUCGGGAGAAGACCCCCAGAUCUCUGGAGCCAAAACAUUUGGUCCUGCCCGUCAGAGACAGGUCUGCUGCCCCUGAGAAGCCUGCCCUGCCUUCAUCUCAGUCUGCUCCUACUCUGACAGCCUUCUCCUUUAGUCAUGCCAAAGAAGCCCAACCCUUGCUAAAAGAAGAGGACCAGAAGGAGAGUAGCACCAAGUUUGCCUUGAUCUUGUACCGGGUCCAGGUCACCAUUGCCAGGUCUGCCCAGGAGAAGAUGCGGCUGAAGCAGACGAAGGAGAUGGAGUUGGUCCGGAGAGUGAAGGAGCCGGAGAGGGAGAGGGAGCUCGCCUCCCAGAGCCUGGACUCCCGGAGGACCUUGAUGAAGGAAGGCCUCCUUACCCUCCGGGGCAGUGGGACCCUCUCUGUGCCCACUGGGCUGAGCAGCCCCUGCAGAAACAACAUCGGCGUCAUCCUGAAGAAGCAGGCCAACCAGGCCUCACUGCCCAGCAUCCCGGUCAGCAAGCAGGAGCUCAGCUUUGCCCGCCAUGCUUCAGCUCACUCCUUACCUGUCGUGCUUACUCUGGGGUCUCCUGAGUGGGAAGAAGAGGAGGAGGAGACGGAUCUUCGGGCUUUUAAGGAGUUAAGGCCUUUCUCGAACCCGGAGCUGGGGCUGGUGGAUGCCCUGCAGUGCCUGGGCCGCAGCGACUGGCAGAUGAAGGAGAAGGGCCUGGUGAGCAUCCAGCGCCUGGCGGCCUGUCACCCGGAGGUCCUCGCUGGGAGGCUGCACGAAGUGUCCUUGGCCGUGACUGGAGAGGUCACCAACCUCCGCUCCAAGGUGUCCUGCCUGGCCAUCAGCACCCUGGGAGAACUCUUCCGGGCCUUGAAGAAGAAUAUGGACCAGGAGGCUGAAGAGAUCGCCCGCUGCCUGCUCCAGAAGAUGGGGAACACCAGCAAGUUCAUCCAGAGGGCGGCCAGCCGGUCCCUGGGGGCCAUGGUGGAGCACGUGACCCCCACCCGCUCCCUGGUGGCCCUCACCUCGGCGGGCAUCUACCACCGAAACCCCUUAGUCCGGAAGUGCACUGCCGAGCACCUCUUGGUCGUCCUGGAGCAGAUAGGCACCGAGAAGCUUCUCUCAGGCACCAGAGAGAGCACAUACAUGCUGGUGCACAACCUCGUGAGGCUGGCCCAGGACUCCAACCAGGACACCAGGUUUUAUGGUCGGAAGAUGGUGAAUAUCUUGAUGUCAAACACAAGGUUUGAUGCAUUUCUGAAGCAGUCCCUCCCAUCCCACGACUUGCAGAAGGUCAUGACAGCUAUUAAACAGUGGGGAAUAGAAGAUGGUGAUGAGCUUCCAUCUGCCAAAGGCCGCAAGGUGUCGAGGAGUCUGGUGGUGUGUGAGAAUGGGCUGCCCGGCGAGGAUGGGCUCAGCUCCAGCGGCCCGCGGCUGGCAGGGCUGCGCUCCUCCAUGCGGGAUGGCUUGGAGAUGGUGGAGCAGCUGCGGGAGCUGACACGGCUGCUGGAGGCCAAGGAGUACCAGUCUCGGAUGGAAGGCGUGGGGCGGCUCCUUGAGCACUGCAAGGCCAAGCCAGAGCUCAUCACCGCCAACAUGGUCCAGGUCUUUGAUGCUUUCAUCCCAAGGCUUCAGGAUUCCAACAAGAAAGUGAACCAGUGGGCGCUGGAGUCCCUCUCCAAGAUGGUGCCCCUCCUGAGAGAGAGCUUACAGCCCAUGCUGCUCUCCAUCAUCAUUGCUGUAGCAGACAACCUCAACUCCAAGAACGCAGGAAUUUACACUGCUGCGGUGACGGCGCUGGAUGUAAUGAUUGAGAGUCUGGACAUCCUUGGCCUCCUACAAGCGUUUGCUGGGCGGGUGCGUUUCCUGAGUGGCCGCGCGGUGAUUGAUGUCACAGAACGUCUGUCCGUGUUGGUGGCCUCAGUUUACCCCCGAAAGCCCCAGGCCGUGGAGCGCCACGUACUUCCUGUCCUCUGGUACUUCCUGAACAACAUGAUCGGGAACGGCAUCCUGCCCGGGCGUGGCGGGAACGUCCGCAAGGCCGUCUGCCGGCUGUGCAGGAGCCUCCAGGGGCAAAUGGGCUCCCGGCUGCAGGCCUUGGCCGCCAGCCAACCGAAGCAAGUCCUCAAAACGCUCCAGGGGCUCUUAGACUCGGAAUCCCUGUGAGACAGCCCCAAGGUCACUGACAGGGGAAGGCACCUGACAG
Messenger RNA from Balaenoptera acutorostrata (minke whale), 3064 nucleotides. RefSeq names its product TOG array regulator of axonemal microtubules 2 (gene TOGARAM2). Gene Ontology annotation, cellular component: cilium; cytoplasmic microtubule. The transcript has 19 exons. NCBI's taxonomy places the organism in Eukaryota, Metazoa, Chordata, Mammalia, Artiodactyla, Balaenopteridae. The record is from RefSeq and is a predicted model, not a curated record. Gene Ontology annotation, molecular function: microtubule binding. Bases 25 to 3024 code for a protein of 999 amino acids. Gene Ontology annotation, biological process: microtubule cytoskeleton organization.